Maudiozyma barnettii is the source of this 3477-nucleotide messenger RNA. RefSeq names its product Msb1p (gene MSB1). The record is from RefSeq and is a predicted model, not a curated record. NCBI's taxonomy places the organism in Eukaryota, Fungi, Ascomycota, Saccharomycetes, Saccharomycetales, Saccharomycetaceae. Gene Ontology annotation, cellular component: cellular bud tip; cellular bud neck. The coding region runs from base 1 to 3477 and encodes 1158 amino acids. The transcript has a single exon.
AUGGAACAAAUCGUGAAGCCUCUUCCUGAUACUCCUCUAGGGUCUGACGGAUCAUCGUCUAAGUCAGAGCAUAACAAACGUUUGUCUAGUAGGCAAUCCUCACCCAGAAGAAGAGAAGACAACAGCAAGGUGCAAGAAGAAGAGGAUGAAGAGUUUGAAUUUUUCCAUAAGUUUGAUAGGGAGAAAAUUAAAGGAGUAAUCCAUUUGAUUACCUCUGAAUUAAAAGAAAGAGGUGCAGAUGUUGAAUAUAUUAUGAUUCCAUUUAGGCCUGAACAAACUAAUGAAAAGUUAUUAAAGUUUUUGAAUCAAUUAUUUCCUAUGGGGAAUGGGCAACCUGUGAAUAAGAAGUUGCAACAUAAAAUCAUUACAAAGACGGAAGUAUGGACGUUAUUCCAAGGGUUGAAGUAUAUUUGGUGUAGAUUACCCAAUUCUGAGAUUAUAGGAUGGAACGCUUAUCUGGAGUUUAAAUAUAGAGAGGCUGAUAAGGAUUAUCCUCAAAAGGCGUUUUUGGAAAUAAUGCCACAAUGUUUAGAGUCCUCUAAUCAUGCCUCUAUUGUCUAUGAUUUUUUUGAUUUGAUUGUUACUUUGGCUUCAAAUUCUAAAGUUAAUAAAAUGAGCGCAAGGAAAAUAAGUAAAAUGUGUGCUAUAUGGGCUUUUAAUAAACCAUCUAAAGAUGAUGGCAUAGCCUCUUCUGCAAAUAACUUGGAUUUUGAUUCGAAUGCCAGUGGAGGCGUCUUACCAAAAUACAAGAAAGUGAACAAUACUUUCCAAGAUGGUUUAGCAGAAUGGGUUCCUGCAUCAGAUGCAAUGUUCCAUUUGUUACUAGCAUUUUUAAAGAGUUUUGUACCUAAGGAUCUCGAAUCAGCCAAAUUACCAAGAGCAUUAAAGAGUAUCCUAUUCAAUAAUGAAUAUCCACCAAAGGAUUCUACAGCAUACACGUCUGAGACAAUCUUGACGAUUCCACUUGUAACAUUAUAUACAGACCAAUUUUCUAGGAAACCUUGGCAAUUGUUGGAGAAAUGUAAUGCUUUGUUGGAUUUCUCUGAUUAUGACGCCUUUGAGGCACGUGAGGAUUAUGCAUUAUUGAAAUCGUUGUUCAAGAAGAAGAAAAACGUUGAAGGGAUUAGUAGGAAGAUGUCACAGGAAUCUCGAAGAUUGAUGAAAGCUAUGUCGACGAAACAUUCUACGUUCCAAGCUGGUUGGGCUCCAAGAAAGUGUUUAGAAAAUAUCAAUCAGUUGGAAGAAAAUAUACAAGUGAAAAGAGUAGACAUUGAUGAUUACUUUAUAUGGACAUGGUUAUCUAGUUUAUCAUAUGAGGAAACUUCCGAAAAGAAAAAAAUCUUCGGUAGAUCCGUAAUAUUGGAAUUUGAAUUCGAUGGGUUUAAAAAAUGGGUUUGUUUUCAAGAGAGUGAUAUUACUUUAGAUUACAAUAGUCAAAGUCAAUUGAAGGAUAAGAAAAAUGAAGAAAAAUCUAAAAGUAGAAGCGCCUCACCUGCCAAGAGUAAAAAGAGUACAUCAUCUUCAUCUCUUGAGAGAAAAGAACCUGCCAUUAUACCGAAAAUCAGAGAUCAAUCAAGAACAUACGAUAAUUUCAAAAGUUCUAAUGAAAAUGCUACUCGAAUGCCAUCUGCACAAGCAACGGGACAAUAUCAUACCACGAUUAGCUUAGACUCAUUAAACAAAAAUAGUAAACAACAAAAAACAUCGUUCGAUAAGAUAUCCAAAUGGAAUCCAUUACAUAAUUUGAGGAAAAAAAGUAAUAGUAGUGUUGGUGCAUCUGUGUCUUCAAGUAACUAUGAGGACAGAAUUCCAUCCAGAGGUGGUUAUCUGGAAAAUGAUGCCACUAAUAAUAACAUGACUGGGCAACGGACGGACAAAGAUAUCAUCCCAAUGGUUACAAAUGCUAAUAUGUACGAGUUACCUCCGAUCGAAACUGAUGAAUUUAAAAUAGAUCUACCUGAUAUUAAUCCUGAUAUGAUUGUUGCACCUUCCGUUAACCAGCCACGUAUUGAAAUACCAUCAGAACAAGUUUCGAAUAAGAGAAAUACAAUGCAAUCUAAUCCAAAUACAAUAGAAGAAAUCAACGAAAUGGUAGAAAAUAUGAUAACUGACGAAAUAGCGGAAAAUCCAUUAUUAGAUUCAGAAAUUCCUGAUCCAUUUAAGAAUGUUACGAAAUUUGACCAGUACAAGCCUUCUACUCUUAGAGAUCCUGAUAUGGAGGCAUCAUUAUCCAGUACAGUUCAAUCUUUAAAGAUCAGUUCACCUCAGGAUGCUACACCUACUCAUGAUAGAAGUGGUUUGGAUUAUAGACAAAACAAUAGUAACUCUACAAUCAAUCUAAACAAAGCUCAACAAGCUACAAACGCUCCAUCAAACAAUAUCGAUAGCCGACAAUAUAGAUCACAAGAACCUUCUAAUGACCGGUACGAGACAUCCAACAAACCUAAACAAAGCGACACGAGAGUUAACAACAUGCCCGGAUAUAAUAAUUAUAAUCAACCACCAAAUGGGAAUAGAUAUCAAGACAAUAACGGUGGCCACAGAGAAAGGGUACAAGCACAACAUAUACCUGCAACAAGAAAUAUCGAACAACCAUUACCUCAAAACGCACCUGAAUCACAACCACAAGAAAGAGGGCGUUCCCAUGGAGAACCAAUGCCAUCCAACAUUCAAAUACCUCAAAGUGGUAAUAAGAACAGAUCUGGAAAUAGUGUACCCACUGGCAAUUUUGUUCCGCCACCAGGACCUCAACAAGGUGUGUACAAUAAUUAUGGCGGGAGUCCAUCUCGUCAAAAUGAAUCUCCAAUGAGACAAGGCCGUGCACAAUCUCCAAUGAGACAAGGCCGUGCACAAUCUCCAAUGAGACAAGGCCGUGCACAAUCACCUGGAAGACAGCAACCUCGUUCUUCAUCGCCAAUGCGGAAUCCAAAUAUGUCGAACCAAUAUGUUAAUUCUCCAUCUCCAGGUUAUCACAAUAGUAAUAUACCGACAGCACCGAAUGUUCGUUCAUCUUCACCAAUGCGCCAAAAUGGUAUGGGUUAUCCACAAAUGGGGCCACCACAGGUGCAAUAUAACAAUCAUCCGAAGAAACAAGUCGGACCGCAGUACAAUAUGAUGCCUCCACCUGUCCAAUCACCAAAUAUGCAAUUUAAUCAACAUAUGUCACCUCAACAGAGAACACAUGGAUUUAAUCAACCAAUGCCAAUGACUCCAAACUAUGGAUCCCAACAAUUCCAACAAGGUGUAAUGCCAAUGCCUCCUAUGGGAGGUAUGCCUAUGGGAGGUGUGCCUAUGGGAGGUGUGCCUAUGGGAGGUGUGCCAGGUCAAGGAUAUGCACCAUAUGGUAACGUACCUCCAAAUACGAUACCUAUGCAAAUGCCACAUGGUGGUGGUAAUAAAUUACACGGUAAUACAAACAGGAGACAAGAUAGAAGACAGCUGUAUGAUAACAUCCGUAGCGGUAACUUUGGUAUUUAA